GGAUUCCAACAGGAAAAUUUGUGUCUGGGCAGUUCUUGAGGAUGGCAAGCAAAGGCCCCACAACUUCUGCAUCAACAAAGAGCUCCAGUACUGGAGGGACCAGUGGCAGCAGUAGCAGUAAUGGUGCCGGGGACAACACUAAUCAGGACAACACUUUUGAAUGUAACAUCUGUUUAGACACUGCCAAGGAUGCAGUUAUCAGCCUCUGUGGGCAUCUCUUCUGUUGGCCUUGUUUACACCAGUGGCUAGAGACCAGGCCAAACAGACAAGUGUGUCCUGUGUGCAAAGCAGGAAUUAGUCGAGAUAAAGUUAUUCCUCUGUAUGGAAGAGGUAGCACUGGGCAGCAGGACCCCAGAGAGAAGACUCCACCACGACCCCAAGGACAGAGACCUGAACCAGAGAACAGAGGGGGAUUCCAGGGCUUUGGGUUUGGUGACGGUGGCUUCCAGAUGUCCUUUGGAAUUGGGGCAUUUCCCUUUGGUAUAUUUGCAACAGCCUUCAACAUAAACGACGGGCGACCUCCUCCAGCUGUUCCAGGGACUCCUCAAUAUGUGGAUGAGCAGUUCCUUUCCCGCCUCUUCCUGUUCGUGGCACUGGUGAUAAUGUUCUGGCUGUUGAUUGCGUAAAUCUUUUCCAUUAUUCUAUAUAUUCAUGACCAACAAGGCCACUGAAACAGUUACAAACUGCAUCCCCAUCCCACUUUAAAACUCUUGGUGUUUGGUUCCGUAGCUACCUAUGGGCUUCAGGAAUUGGUGGUACCACAGCACAAUGAGGAAUCUCGCAUUUUGCACCAGAGUUGGACAUUAAACAUUGGUUAAAAAGUGUA
Molecule: messenger RNA, 826 nt
Organism: Acanthisitta chloris (rifleman)
Lineage: Eukaryota; Metazoa; Chordata; Aves; Passeriformes; Acanthisittidae
Gene: RNF185
Product: ring finger protein 185
Exons: 6
Coding region: 42-626 (194 amino acids)
Biological process (GO): ubiquitin-dependent protein catabolic process
Cellular component (GO): endoplasmic reticulum
Molecular function (GO): metal ion binding; ubiquitin protein ligase activity; ubiquitin-like protein conjugating enzyme binding
Source: RefSeq, a predicted model, not a curated record